UGAAAACUUCAAGUUAUAUUGUAAUCGAUCAACAUCAACUUAGGACUUAGAGGAAUGGUAAAACAUUAACCUUCAAUUAUUACACAGACAAUCGAUGUAACCUUUUUCACCGAGAGGAAAUUUUUGUGCGAGAAUGGGAGAUCCAGUACAUGGGAAAACUUUAUUUCUCAGAAUGUGUGGCAUGUGUCAUACGUGUAAUAAAGACGAGCGACAUAAAAUAGGUCCUAACCUUUUUGGAAUAUUUGGCAAAACAUGUGGCACUGUACCUGGAUUUAAAUCUACCGAUGCGAUGAGAAAAAAAGGUGUUGUAUGGGACGAGAACACUUUAAACGAAUAUUUACAAUUUCCGAAGCAAUUUAUCCCUGGCACGAAAAUGAUGUUCAAUGGUAUUAAAAAAGCGGAAGAUCGUAGAGAUAUAAUCGCUUUCUUAGCAACGUUGAAAUGAAAAUUCGAAAAAUUGCAUCUACUUAUGUGAAAUAUUUUGUACAGUGACCAAAAUAAGGUAUUCUUAGCGUUAGUUCGAUGAAAAUAAACAAAUAAAAUAAAUAAUAAAUUAACAAAAUUAGAGAAAAAUGACUCGUUAGAUUUGUUGCCCAUAUUUUAAUGCACUAUUACUCUACUCACCUGGAUGUCUUGAUGAAUUCCAAGCACGCAAAGAACGAAGCUAGAACCUGCAGCGGUAGUGUCAUGACCCUAAAAUGUAUGUAACGUCCUUUCAUUAUACGAAAAAAGCAUUUUUAUAUUUAUUUUCUGUUUUAUUCGAAAGAAAUUUUUUGAUAAAAGGAGAUUAUGUAACAUCUAAAAAUUUAUAAGCUUUUAUUUUUAAAACAAAAAGCUAUAACUUUGUACUAAACACUGUAAAAUAGUGUCAUUUUCAGUUUAAAAUGUUUCUUUUGCAUAAAAUUUAUAGAAUAAAUUUAGUUUAAACAUUUUCUUAUGACAUAUUACAUACGAAGAAUGAAAGAUUAAUUAUUCAUAUGAUUUUCCAGACAAUUGAGAGUAACAUACAAUCGAAAGCAUGUUUCGAAUUCACUUAGCUUAGUUUAUCAUAAAAUUAAGCGACAAGGUUUUCUAUAUAUAUUAUAAAUAAAUAAUUAUUAAU
Molecule: messenger RNA, 1102 nt
Organism: Bombus impatiens (common eastern bumble bee)
Lineage: Eukaryota; Metazoa; Arthropoda; Insecta; Hymenoptera; Apidae
Product: cytochrome c iso-1/iso-2-like
Exons: 2
Coding region: 134-445 (103 amino acids)
Molecular function (GO): heme binding; electron transfer activity
Source: RefSeq, a predicted model, not a curated record